UGGUUUGGUUCAUCAGGACAGUGGAAGAAGAUGCUGCUUCUCCUUCUGAUCUCAAGUGCUUUUGUCCUGCCCUGGGCUGGGGCUGGAAGGAUCAUUGGUGGGAAGGAAGUUAAACGCCACUCCAGACCCUACAUGGCUUUUUUAGAAAUCCAAGUUUCAAAUCAGUCUGUCCCAAAGACUUAUAACUGUGGAGGGUUCCUGAUUCGCCCAGAUGCAGUGCUCUCAGCAGCUCACUGUGUGGCUAAAGAAGGGAGAGUGAGGGUCACUGUGACCCUGGGAGCCCACAACGUCCGUGUCCGAGAACGGAGCCAGCAGAGGAUCCAUGUUAGAGACUGGGUCAUCCAUCCCAAGUAUUCCCCUGGUGACUUGAAAAAUGACAUUGUGCUGCUGAAGCUGAAGCCAAGGGCCAGGAUCAAUGAGAAUGUGAAAUUUAUCUCCAUCCCCAGCAGCAGGGAACGUGUGAGAGAAGGAACUAAAUGUAAGGUGGCUGGCUGGGGCUGGACAUCUGUGGAAGGGCCCUCCAGUAAUGUGAUGAUGGAGGUGGAACAGGAGGUGCAAACCGAGGACAUAUGUCAGCAGCAAUUCAAAUGUAAAUACCAGCCUCAGUCCAUGAUCUGUGUGGCUGAUGAGGACAGUGAAAAGGCACCUUUCCAUGGUGAUUCUGGCGGCCCAUUAGUCUGCAAUCGUAAGGCUCAUGGCAUUGUUUCUUAUGGACCUCAACGCAGCAUCCUCCCUGCAGUAUUUACCAGAAUCUCGUAUUUUGAGCCCUGGAUACGUAAGGAGCUGAGGAAGUUUGCACUCCAAGAGCUGCCUGGCUCUCCAUCCUCUGACUAAAAUGCUCAGUGCCCCUUCUCCACAACGCAUCAAACACCUGCUGGUGCUCAGAAGCUGCCGGGGCAGCUGAACUGGGGUCAGAGCAGCCCCGGUGGUGCAGGCACGGGCUUUUGCAGUAAGGAGAGUCUCUGUGGCAAAGUGAAAAUGCAGGUCCCAAGUACACACAGCUUUCCCAUUGUUCCCUUUGUCCCAUUGCUGCUUCAGCUCUGCUUUCUGGCCAUCAAUAAAAGCAUCUUCAGACUUG
Molecule: messenger RNA, 1078 nt
Organism: Sturnus vulgaris (Common starling)
Lineage: Eukaryota; Metazoa; Chordata; Aves; Passeriformes; Sturnidae
Product: mast cell protease 1A-like
Biological process (GO): proteolysis
Molecular function (GO): serine-type endopeptidase activity
Source: RefSeq, a predicted model, not a curated record